UGAUCAAUCCGCUUUUUCGUUGCAUCAUUUUCCCAGCCAAACCAUAACAAUCCUUCCAAUUUUCCCUUUACUUUCUCUUGUUUCUUGUUUGCCUCCGAUGGCGCCCUUGGACCCCCACUCCUUCGCCGACAGCAGAAACCCACGCACCACCGACGUCUCCCUUUCCCUCUACUUCGACUUCCCUUCCGCCACCAUCCACGGCGUCGCUUUCUUCAUCCUCUCUUUCUCUCCAACCGGUCAACUCUCCUUCGACACCCGCUCUCUUACCAUCCACCAAGUCCUCGACCCCUUCAACCUUUCCCCACUCCCUUUCUCCCUUUCCUCUUCCCCUGACCCGAUCAAAGGAACACAGCUUUCCAUUUCAUUCCCGAACGGCCCUCGUUUCAACUCCUUCUUCAUCGUUUUCUCCACUUCCCCUUCAUCUACCGCCCUCCAAUGGCUCUCUCCGCCCCAGACUUUUAACAAGAAACACCCUUUCGUCUACACUCAAUGCCAGUCCAUCCACGCCCGCUCCAUUUUCCCAUGCCAAGACACCCCCGCCGCCCGAAUCCGUUACACCGCUCUGCUCAACAUUCCUCAGGAGUUAUCCGCCGUUAUGUCUGCCAGCCACGUGGAAAGGCGGCCACCGGUUUCCGACGAAGGACAUUCGCAUAUUUUGCCGUAUGGAUUUAAUUCGUUAUGGAGUUCCGAAACGAGGGUAGUCGAGCAGUUUCACAUGAACCAUCCGAUCCCGCCUUAUUUGUUCGCUUUUGCGGUUGGGGAGCUAGGAUCAAGGGAAGUUGGGCCGAGGACUACGAUUUAUGCUGAGGCUGUGGAUAGCCUUUUGGAUGCUGCGGCGAAGGAGUUUGCCGGGACGGAGGAGAUGAUCAUUCAAGGGGAGAAGUUGUUUGGAAAAUAUCCUUGGGAGAGAUUCGAUUUGCUUGUUCUGCCGCCGAGUUUCCCUUAUGGCGGAAUGGAGAACCCGAUGAUGGUGUUUUUAACCCCAACUGUGAUUAAAGGAGACGCCAGUGGGGCGCAGGUGGUGGCUCAUGAGCUCGCUCAUAGUUGGACCGGGAACUUGAUCACUAAUCGGAACAACGAACACUUCUGGUUGAAUGAGGGAUUUACAACAUAUGCAGAAAGGAGAAUUGUUGAAGCUGUGCUGGAUAAAGACAAAGCUAUACUGAACACUGGAAUUGGUUGGAAGGGUUUAAAGGAUCAAGUGGAGAAAUUUAAGGAUAAUUUGGAAUUCACCAAGCUCAAAAACUGUCAGGAAGGAGUUGAUCCUGAUGCGAUUUAUUCUGAAAUUCCAUACGAGAAAGGUUUUCAGUUCCUGUGGCGCAUUGAACGUCAGAUUGGAAGACCAGCCUUCGAUGCAUUUAUCCUGGAUUAUAUUGAUGAAUUCAAGUUCCAAUCAAUUGACACUAAGACAUUUCUUCACUUCCUGAAAUUUAAAGUCCCUGGAAUAGAGAAAGAUAUAGACCUGGUGUUGUGGACUGAGGGAACUGGUAUCCCACCAGAUGCAUGCGAACCAGUAUCCGAUCUAUACACCAAAAUUUUGUUAUUGGCAGAUGAAUUCAAAUUUGGGAGGAUUCCAAGGGAAGAUGAAGUUGCAGAUUGGAAAGGGCAGGAAUGGGAGCUCUACUUAGAGAAUCUGCCUAGAGUUCUCGAGGCUUCUCAGGUCUUAGCCUUGGACGAACACUACAGACUAUCCGAAUCAAAGGAUUAUGAAGUAAAAGUGGCUUUUCUUCAACUAGCAAUCUUAUCCCAAUGCAAAAAAUUCUAUGGUGAGGUGGAGAAAACUUUGAAGGAAGUUGGGAGGAUGAAGUACCUUCGCCCACUUUACACGGCUCUCGUACAAGGUGACGGGAAAGAGGAAGAGAAGAUUCUGGCCAAACGAGUGUUUUCAGAGGCUCGUGAGUGCUAUCACCCCAUAGCUCAAGGAGUUGUCGAGUCGAUUCUUGCCUAGCACAUCUAAAAUUGUGCAUUGACACGCUAUGUAAUAUAUGGUACCAAAGACUUUCCAUCCACCCGAGAAUAGAGAUUUAGGUUACAAAGUUUAAUGCACUUGCGUUUGCGCUUAACUGGAAUGAAAAAUUUGAUGAUCAAAUAUUGUGUAGUCAGG
Hibiscus syriacus is the source of this 2104-nucleotide messenger RNA. Its product is annotated as leucine aminopeptidase-like. Gene Ontology annotation, biological process: proteolysis. NCBI's taxonomy places the organism in Eukaryota, Viridiplantae, Streptophyta, Magnoliopsida, Malvales, Malvaceae. The transcript is spliced from 4 exons. Bases 98 to 1948 code for a protein of 616 amino acids. The record is from RefSeq and is a predicted model, not a curated record. Gene Ontology annotation, cellular component: cytosol. Gene Ontology annotation, molecular function: metallopeptidase activity; zinc ion binding.